UGGAACUCUGCUUUCACAGGGGGCCUUGAAGGCAACACUGAUUGGCACCUGGUACACCUGUGAGACAGCCAGGUUGCUCUGGAAAAACCUAGUUUGGAAACCAAAGUCGAACUUUUACAACUAACGGAGGAGGCUGAAACUGUGAGAAGGAGUGGCUUUUUCUGAGGGAUGUGUGCAUUUGUCAGUUCCAGGUUUUCACCUUCAUGCAAAUGACAUGGCAGAGGGCUAUGCCACCCAAAGAGGGGAUUCUCCUCCAUCCUGCUCCCCGCUGUCCCCCCACUGCAGCACGUCCACCCAAAUAUGGCUGCCGUUUGAAUCUCCUCUGCGGCCUCCCUGGAAUGAUGGUUUCACAGAGCAGGACGAGGUGCCUGGGGACUGUCAUGCUCACGAGCAGUCAGGCAGAUCCCCCUCAUCACGUUUCUAUGAGGAGCUUUUUUGUACCGGCCAAAUCUCCAUCCCUCUGGGUUCUCUGACUGGUGCCUUAAUGGCCUCUUCUGGGCCGCAGAGUGAUGUGGUGAAACAAGGGUAUUUGGGAAAGCUGGAACGCAACCACAGAAGGUAUUUUGUCCUGAGAGCGGGAAGCCACACUGGGCCGAGCCGGCUCGAGUGGUACAAGAGCCAGGAGAAGUUCACAGCAAUGGAGAAGUCUGUUGGGAAAACUACACUGUUUGGAUCGAACAAGCAAGGGGUGAUCUACCUGCGCUGCUGUCUUGGUGUGAGUCGGGUUGGCAGUUCCCGAAAAGGCCACAUGUUGGCGCUGUAUGACAAAGACCAGACCAUGCUCCUGGUGAUGGAGGACCAACAGCAACAGGAGGACUGGUAUGCAGCUGUAAAGAAACUGAUGGAGGAGGAGCAGAAGGAUGACGAGCACGUGGAGGGAGUUGAUGAAGAGGAUGAUGGGUAUUGCACUCUUCCUCCUGCUGCUUUCUUUAAAGAGGUUUGGUCCGUUAAGGUGAAGCCCAGAGGUCUGGGCAGUUCCAAACCCCUCACAGGGGAGAGCCGCCUCUGCCUCACUGCAACAUCGCUUGUCUUGGUGCGACUGGGGACCAGUAACGAUUUGCCGUCGGUAACUAUACCUCUGCUGAGCGUUCGCCGCUUCGGCCACCUCGAUGGUUUGUUCUUCUUGGAGCUCGGUAGAUCAGCACCAAAUGGUCCUGGAGAGAUUUGGAUGGAAGCAAGAGAACAAGGAAACCCAGCGCUGGCCCAGCACAUUCAUGAGGCAGUUCGGGAGACAGUUCGAGCCCUUCGUGCUUUUCCAGAUUUCAGCAGUUCACCAACCUCCGGUCAAAGUCAGCCUCCAGCGCUUCUGGCCUCAAAACGCUGCCGGCCCAAAUACAGAAGCAGGCCGGGCAACAUGAGAACACUUACUCCUGUGGUUUUGCACCCCAGAAGUUCUGACAACCAAGCUGGUCCUGUAGAGAUUCACCAGAAGCCCGAGACGUCAGACCAAACCAAGUCAGAAUCCUGCCUGAGCUUCACCUCUCACAGCAGCCCAUCCAGAACCCUGCAAAGCUCUGUUCCUGACACCGGCAGAUAUGUGGAAACGAGAAGAGACCUUUGCAAAGCUGCGGUCUGGAAGAUGAAGACUUGGGAGUCGAGUGAAGUUGAGGAAGGGAUAGGAUACAUGAUCAUGUCUCCACAGAUCAGCAACAGCUCAUCUGAAUUGGCUCAGGAUGACUAUGUUACCAUGGAGAGUCCACAGAAACCCAACCACCCAGCUUUUUCUUCUUCCUCCUCUUUCUCCUCUCUUCAGACAACUUUCAGCAGCUCCACCUGUGACGGCUACUCUCCUCUGCAUCCGUCACGUCGUCACACUGAGGACAGUCGGCCUCAUUGGCUCACGGUGCAGCCGUCGGAAACGGGAGCUGACCAAUCCGAUGUGAGCACCAGCUGCUCCUCUCUGCCACAGGGUGAUGAGCAACAGGAGCAGAAGUCAGAGCAGCACAACCAACAGUCGCCUCAGACGGCCCCUAAUGGUGACAUGCCAACUCUGACCAUUCCAUUUGUUUUGAGUGGAUCAGGCUGCACAAGGCUUCCACAGUCCAGUCCUAACUUUGACACGAGUCAGUCGAGUCGACCCCAAACCACGUCAGAUCGUUCUGCUGACAGAAGAUACUGGCUGUCAGCAUGUCUGCUUUCUUGCCUUCAUGCUGAGGAUGGAUCCUGAAUGUUUGCUGCGUUUAUGUGUCAUGCAGCGAUGUGAUUUAUUUAUUCAGGUCUAAUCGAAGGAAAUAUGUUCAAAAUGUUGUAUGAAUCCAAAAGUGUGUGGCCACUGGAGGUCAAUGUUGCCACCAAUGAGAUGUGCGCUGUACUUACAAAAGGUUUGGAUGCAAACAAGAAAAAAAAAAAAGGGAAGCAAAACAUGACCAGGCUGUUGAGGGGAAAACAAACUAUUUACAGUUUUUGUGUAUUUUUGUCACACUUGUUAAACAUUUGUUCAGAUUCACAUCAUUAUGGUGUGGGCCUUUAAUGUCCCAACAAUGAGCACUGCAUUUAUAUGUGAGAAAAAUAAAGUUGUCUUUCCUGACUGCAAA
Molecule: messenger RNA, 2534 nt
Organism: Menidia menidia (Atlantic silverside)
Lineage: Eukaryota; Metazoa; Chordata; Actinopteri; Atheriniformes; Atherinopsidae
Source: the annotation of a GenBank genome assembly